CAGCCGCGGCCCGGCGGAAGCGGCGCCGCUCCGGCUCCCGGUGCUGCCAGCGCCCUCCGGCGCCCCGGCGGGAGCGGGGCACAGCCGCGGAGGCCGAGGGGGAACACAGCCGUGGAAACACCCGCGGAACGAGCCCGCAGCCCCCGCGGUGCCGCAACCCGCAGCCCCGGGCCGGUGAUGCGCUGCCUCCGUCCCCUCGCUGUGCCAUCCUCAGCAACCGCCAGAAAUUCCCGCAGCCUGAGGGAGUUUUUGUUGGAGUCCCCAAAGCAGAAUUCCCGUGCCUUCCCGGGGCUGGGAGCGCGAUGUUCCCCGGUAGCCCCGGUCCCCCGGUCCCGCCGUGCCCAGGUGCGCGGCUCGCUGCCCCGGUGCCGGUCUCACCUGGGCCGGGCUGAGCUCCGCACCCUGAGCGCUCCCGGCUCAGCCCGGCCCUGCGGGGCUGACAGCUGAGACCGCCGGGGCCGAUCGGGUUACGGGCCUGCCUGCCUGGAAGCUGCCAGAGAAACGCUCCGGGGGCGGCCGCGCCGCCAUCCCGAGGCUCCCCAAGGCUCCCAAGGGCUGGGAUGGUUUUCCCGGCUCCGGGGCCCGCUGUGCCGCUGGCUGCAGCUCGGACAGCACAGUCGCAGCCAUGCCGGCAACCAACCAGGGCUGGCCCGAGUCCUUCGGGUUCCGGCUCGGCGGCUCGGGGCCGUGCUACAUCCUCUGGGUGCAGGAGGGCAGCAGCGCGGCGCUGGCGGGGCUGCGCCCGGGGGACGAAGUGCUGGAGCUCGAGGGCCAGCCCGUGUCCUCGCUGGGCUGCCAGGCGCUGCUGGGGCUGGCCCGGCGCUGCCGCAACGUGCCCCCGAGCAUCGGCGUGGUGUCGCGGCUGCAGCACGCCAGCAUCCCCCCCGGGCCGCGGGGGGGCUUCGGCUUCGAGCUGGCGAGCGAGAGCCCCCCGCGCGUGGGCAGCGUGAGCCCCGAGUCGCCGGCCGCGGCCUGCGGGCUGCAGCCCGGGGAUUACCUGCUGCAGGUGGACGGCAGCCCCGUGGCGCUGCCGGAGGCGGCGGCCGCGCUCGUGGGGUCGUGCCGAGGGAGGACCCUGCGCCUGGCACUGCUGCGGCCACAGCGCGGGGACACGGCUGGGGACACGGCUGGGGACACCGUCCAUGACAUCGCCCGGGACACCGCCUGUGACACCGCCCGGGACCCCGGGGCCAGCGGCGGCUCCGCCCGCCGGGACAGGAGGCAGAAGGCGCAGGAGUUCAGCAGGAAGGUGGAUGCCAUCCUGGGGGAGCAGCCGGAGCUGAAGGAGAAGCUGUUCACCGUGCUGAAGCAGUACGCUGCCCAGAGGAGGGUGGAGAGCCUGGCCCAUGCCCUGGGCAUGCUGCUCACCCACGAGUCCCACCAGCACCUCAUCCACAGCAUCAGGAUUUUCAUCCCCAAGAAGCACCGGCAGCGCUUUGACGAGGUGGUGUCGCAGAGCCUCAUCAGCAAGCUGUGCCGCUCCAGGAGCGAGCACGGCAGCCGCCUGCGCCGCAGCCGCAGCGAGGACCAGCAGGAGCGGCUGCUCGUGUCCACCCGCGCCAGCUCCGUGCCCCGCAGCCACGAGGAGCUCAGCAAGAGCCUCCGCAAGAGCGCCUCGCUCCUCAGCAGCAAUGCGGCCUCGGGGGCGGCCCGCAGGACUGUGCGAGUUUAUAAAGGCAACAGGAGCUUCGGCUUCACGCUCCGCGGGCACGCCCCGGUGUGGAUCGAGUCUGUCCUGCCAGGGAGCCCGGCAGAGAAGGCUGCCCUCAAAGCUGGAGACAGGAUCCUGUUCCUCAACGGCCUGGACAUGAGGAACUGCUCCCACGACAAGGUGGUGUCGAUGCUGCAGGGCAGCGGGGCCAUGCCCACCUUGGUGGUGGAAGAGGGCAUCGUCAGCUUCCCCAGCGACUCUGACUCUGCCGAGUGCCCGAGCAGCUCCUCGGCCCUCACCUCCCUGCAGUGGGUUGCAGAGAUCCUCCCCUGUAGCAUCAAGGUCCAGGGGAGGACGUUCCCGCAGCAGCUGGAGCACCUGCUGACCCCGCCCGAGCGUUUCUCCGUCUGCAGGGCCCUGGAGGGCUUCUUCCAGCACCGGAACAUUGACACUCUCAUUGUGGAUGUGUACCCGGUGCUGGACACACCAGCCAAGCAAGUCCUCUGGCAGUUUAUCUACCAGCUGCUGAGCUACGAGGAGCAGGAGCACUGCCAGCAAAAGCUGGACAGGUUUCUGGGGUGCAAGGCCUUGGCAGCCGAGGCAGAGGCUGAGGAUCGGUACCGAGGCAGCUCCGUCCGCGGUGCCUCCCUGUGCCGGGGCAGCCUGCGGACCCCCCGGCCCGAGGAGGGGGCAGCAGGCAGUGACACCGUGGAGGUCCCCGUUCGCCUCAUCCCUGGAGAGAGGCAGGCUGGUGAUGGCACGUCCCUCCCGGAGACACCCAACCCCAAAAUGAUGUCGGCCGUGUACGCGGAGCUGGAGAACCGCCUGAUCGGCGGCUUUGCGGGCAAGGUGGGCAACGCUGCCCUGCACAGGACAUCGCCCCCCGCCCCCGAGCUGCCCCACGCUGCAGGUGGCCGCAAGCCGGGGCUGGCGUGGCCGAGCGAGCUGGCGAGCCAGCCCUGCUACUACCGGCUGCACAGCAGCGUGGCCUCGCCGUGCAGCACCGAGUCCAACCCCUACGUCAGCCUGGACAGCAGCCCGGCCCCGUCGCCCAAGCACCGCCAGUACUCGCCGCUGUCGCGGCGCAAGAAGCUCUUCACCUUCUCCCGGCCCCCGCGCAGCCGCGACACCGACCGCUUCCUGGACGCCCUCAGCGAGCAGCUGGGACACCGCGUCACCAUCGUGGAUGACUUCCUCACCCCCGAGAACGACUACGAGGAGAUGAGUUUCCAGGACGACCAGGGCAGCUACGUCACCAACGAUGUCAGCAGCAGCGAGUACAUCAGCAGCAGCGACGAGGGCAGCUCCCUGACCUACUCCACGCUCUCGGACCACAUCCCCCCGCCCCCGCAGCCCCCCGUGCCCUGCGCCCCCCCCCUGCACCGGGGGCUGCUGCACCGCCGCAGCGACUGCAACCACAUGAGCGUCAAGAGGCUGCGCUGGGAGCAGGUGGAGAACUCGGAGGGCACCAUCUGGGGGCAGCUCGGGGAAGACUCGGAUUACGACAAGCUGAGUGAUAUGGUCAAAUACCUCGACCUGGAGCUGCACUUUGGGACUCAGAAGCCCACGAAGCCAACCCUCAUGCCUGAAAACUUUAAAAAGAAAGACGUGGUUGAAAUUUUGUCCCACAAAAAGGCCUACAACACAUCCAUCCUGAUCGCCCACCUGAAGCUGUCGCACGUGGAGCUGCGGCAGAUCCUGAUGACGAUGGAGACGGAUCGCCUGGAGCCGUCCCACAUCAAGCAGCUCCUGCUCUACGCCCCGGACGGGGACGAGGUGCAGCGCUUCCAGAGCUACACGGAGAGCCCCGGCAAGCUGAGCGAGCCCGACCAGUUCGUGCUGCAGAUGCUGUCGGUGCCCGAGUACAAGAUCCGCCUGCGCAGCCUGCACUUCAAGACCACCCUGCAGGAGAAGACCGAGGAGAUCAAAGCCAGCUACGAGUGCAUCUGCAAGGCCUCCCUGGAGCUGAAGAGCAGCAAGAAGCUGGCGAAGAUCCUGGAGUUCGUGCUGGCCAUGGGCAACUACCUGAACAACGGGCAGCCCAAGACCAGCAAAACGACAGGAUUCAAAAUCAACUUCCUGACCGAGCUGAACACCACCAAGACCGUCGAUGGGAAAUCCACCUUCCUGCACAUCCUCGCCAAAUCCCUCAGCCAACACUUCCCAGAGCUCCUGGGCUUCGCCAAGGACCUCCCCACGGUGCCGCUGGCUGCCAAAGUGAACCAGAGGACGCUGACAGCCGAGCUGAAGGACCUGCACAGCACGGUGAGUGACAUCCAGAAGGCGUGUCACAGCAUGCCAGCCACCGCCGAGGACAGGUUUGCCAUCGUCAUGAGCUCCUUCCUGGAGAGCGCCCAGCCUGCCAUGCGCUCCCUGGACGAGCUGCAGCACAAGGCCAUGGAGGAGUUCAGCAAGGUGCUCUCCUUCUUCGGGGAGGACUCCAAGAUGACCACUUCUGAAGCCUUCUUUGGCAUUUUUGCAGAAUUCAUGAGCAAGUUUGAGCGGGCUCUCAGUGACGUGCAGGUGGGCGAGAGCCAGCGCAGCCCCAGGAUGACCUCCCCCCUUGCCUGGUGACGGCCCGAGGCCACCUGAGGGGUGACAAUUCCUUGCCAACAAAGUGCAAUUUGCUCCUG
Messenger RNA from Passer montanus (Eurasian tree sparrow), 4284 nucleotides. RefSeq names its product delphilin-like. Gene Ontology annotation, molecular function: protein binding. The record is from RefSeq and is a predicted model, not a curated record. NCBI's taxonomy places the organism in Eukaryota, Metazoa, Chordata, Aves, Passeriformes, Passeridae.